This is a messenger RNA of Chinchilla lanigera (long-tailed chinchilla), 939 nucleotides long. Its product is annotated as olfactory receptor 1019. Bases 1 to 939 code for a protein of 312 amino acids. Lineage: Eukaryota; Metazoa; Chordata; Mammalia; Rodentia; Chinchillidae. The transcript has a single exon. The record is from RefSeq and is a predicted model, not a curated record. Gene Ontology annotation, molecular function: G protein-coupled receptor activity; olfactory receptor activity; odorant binding. Gene Ontology annotation, cellular component: membrane. Gene Ontology annotation, biological process: G protein-coupled receptor signaling pathway; sensory perception of smell.
AUGGAUAAAGAAAACAAAAAUCACUCGACAGUGACUGAGUUUAUCUUCCUGGGCAUCACUCAGGACCCUCAGCUGCAGAUCAUCUUCUUUGUGAUCUUCCUCAUUGUGUACUUGUUCAAUGUUGUAGGGAACGUUGGCAUGAUUGUCCUGAUCAUCACGGACACUCACCUGCACACGCCCAUGUACUUUUUUCUCUGCAACCUCUCCUUUGUUGACCUGGGCUAUUCCUCAGCCAUUGCACCCAGGAUGCUGGCUGACUUCCUAACAAAGCACAAAGUUAUCUCCUUCUCCAGCUGCGCCACACAGUUUGCUUUUUUUGUAGGUUUUGUGGAUGCUGAGUGCUAUGUCCUGGCAGCGAUGGCCUAUGACCGGUUCGUGGCCAUCUGUCGACCCCUGCGCUACAACACUCUCAUGUCCAAGAGAGUCUGCGUGGCUCUCAUGCUAGGCUCUUACAUGGCUGGUCUAGUGAGUUUAGUAGCCCACACAUCCCUCACUUUCAGCCUCAAUUACUGUGGUUCCAACAUCAUCAACCAUUUCUUCUGUGAAAUCCCACCACUCCUAGCCCUCUCUUGCUCAGAUACCUACAUCAGUGAGAUAUUGCUGUUUAGUUUGUGCGGCUUCAUUGAGUUCAGCACCAUCCUCAUCAUCUUCAUCUCCUAUGCCUUCAUCCUGGUUGCUAUCGUCAGAAUGACUUCCACUGAGGGGCAGCUCAAGGCCUUCUCCACCUGCGGGUCUCACCUUACUGGUGUCACUCUCUUCUAUGGCACAGUCAUGUUCAUGUACCUGCGGCCAACAUCCAGCUAUUCCCUGGACGAAGACAAGUGGGCAUCUGUGUUCUACACGGUUAUCAUUCCCAUGUUGAACCCCCUGAUCUACAGUUUGCGGAACAAAGAUGUAAAAGCUGCUUUCAAAAAACUAAUUGGGAGAAAACCUCAGUAG